UAUAAGGAGGUUGGUUCUCUUCAAAUUCGGGGGAAUUAGUGGUUUCAUUUCAGGGGUCAGGGGUGGUCAUUGAUCCGCCGGAAAACCGUCCCCUUCGACGCCAUAAUAUCUCUGUCUAUUAACGAAUUCGAUCUCACCACGCGAACCCCUAAUUUCCUCUGAGCAGGUUCUCAUGGCGUCGAAACGUAUAUCGAAGGAACUCAAGGAUUUGCAGAAGGAUCCUCCGACGUCCUGCAGUGCUGGCCCUGUAGCUGAAGACAUGUUCCAUUGGCAAGCAACAAUCAUGGGACCUCCAGAUAGCCCAUAUGCAGGAGGCGUAUUUCUUGUUACUAUUCACUUUCCUCCAGAUUAUCCUUUUAAGCCCCCUAAGGUUGCAUUUAGGACUAAGGUCUUCCAUCCAAACAUCAAUAGCAAUGGGAGCAUAUGCCUGGAUAUCCUUAAAGAGCAGUGGAGCCCUGCUCUUACCAUCUCGAAGGUUCUGCUUUCCAUCUGCUCUUUGCUGACGGACCCAAACCCCGAUGAUCCGCUAGUGCCGGAGAUUGCUCACAUGUACAAAUCUGAUCGAAACAAGUAUGAGUCUACUGCUCGCAGCUGGACGCAGAAGUAUGCUAUGGGAUGAGAGUAGAAGAUUUCUGUCUUUUAAAGUCUGUGUUGGGUCUCCAGUAAAUACUAAAUAGGAUAAAAGUUUGGUAAGAAAACCGUGGCUCUUGCCUUCGUCAAAAGGGAAAGAAGAAAUCAAGAAACUGUACCAAAAUUGUAUUGCUUUCUUGUUGUUUGUGUGUCGUUAGAGGUCCUGAUUUUAUGAAAGGUCUUGUUUCAUGCAUGUUGGGAUUAUUCUAAAUCGGUAUUUAACCCAUGGUUGUGGUCCAAACCCGUCAAGGUAGGGAAGGGGGACAAAGUUUAUUGUAUCUUUAGGGGUCUGAUACACCUGUUUACAUGCGUUCUGGGGAACUUUUUUAUUAUGAUACUAGAAAAACAUGGUAUUGGAAAAGCUUUGUCCAAUCAAAGCACUAUGUGAAUUUUGAUUAA
Messenger RNA from Nelumbo nucifera (sacred lotus), 1029 nucleotides. Its product is annotated as ubiquitin-conjugating enzyme E2 10-like. The record is from RefSeq and is a predicted model, not a curated record. Lineage: Eukaryota; Viridiplantae; Streptophyta; Magnoliopsida; Proteales; Nelumbonaceae.